AUGCCGUCUCACCGGAGACUGUUCAACAACUUCAUGGCCCGCGUCGACGGAAGCGGCUCUGCACAGCAGUCCAGGGCCGAGGACCGGCAGGACAGCCCGGCUUCGGGCCAGCAAGUCGGCAUUUAUGCGGGUCUGCCAGAGGCACAAGCUGCCGGAAGCAGCGCCGAGUUACCUACUUCUGAUGACCUCGCUCUCAAAGACACCAGUCUCCUCAAGCCCUCCUCUUCUGGCCUCGACUCGACGUCCACCGGCUCCGAGGAAGACAUCGAGGACUUCCCGACUCCAUUCCAAUCAUCGACUGACCAGUUCGGACUUGCCCAGCAAGCUCUGAUCCAAUUUCUUCGCAGCUACCGGCCCACCCCCGCCAAAUCUGAUCGCGCCGGUACCAUGGACAACCAGACGAUGGGCCAAGAUUCGGCCGAUGGCAUGCCAUCAGCCAGCUCGCUCUCCGAUACCAGCAUCAUCCUCUCUGAGGAGGAUCAUAUGCUGGACAUGGUUUAUGUGAGGCCGCGCAAACACCAGUUCAACGAGCUCCUUCGCCGAGUCACCGAGUUCAAAAAGGGCAUCCAGAUGACAGAUGCCGCUGGCAACAUCAGCUACCAUGCUUGCAACUGGGAGGCUGGAAAUCCCUCGGACGGAGCCGUAGCUCCCCUGAUCAACCAGAUCCAGGACAUGGGCAAGGAGGACCUCCUCAUGCUCGCCAAGAACCUCAUCGACAGCAACCCUUGGAUGCAGCUGCACGACUUCCCCUACACCCGCUGGAACAAGACCAGCCACAUGGGCACCAUCCUCUCCCAGGGAAACGAGAAGAGCAUCUACGUCGAGUUCCAGUACAAGCGCAUCUCUGGUGCCGACUACACCCUCGGCUACGCCUGCUCGUACGAGCCGGGCCGCGUCCUGGCCAAGCUCAAGGACAUCCCCAUCGUCACUGAGGACGACGACAACGACUGCAACAACGACGACGACAUGACCGGCAUCAAGCAAGAGCCAUCCGCCACCAACGAGGAGACCGUCGACACAAAGGGCAAAGGCGUCGACCGUUCCUCUCCUCCCCCGGCUGGCCCGACUCGCGUCCUCAGCCUGAACCUCAAGGAUGAUCCCGAGGCCGAGAAGGCUCCGGCUUCCGACGAGGCUGCUGCUGCUGCUGCAGCAGCCGCCAAGGCAGCGGCCGCCGAAGGCGAGCGCAUCAAGAAGUCCUGGGUCUACAUCGUCCGCGCGAUCGCCAUCCCCGCGCCUCCCGGUUCGUACUUCAACGCCUUCACGGGCCCGCCCAUCCCCGACCGCCGCUACACCCUCCUCGGCGAGGGCGGCUGGGUCGUCCCGCCCCUCGAGGAGCGCGAGGCCCUGCGCAAGAAGCGUGCCAGCGAGUACGCGCCGCUCAAGCAGCCGGGCUACAAGCGCACCCGCCUGCACUCGGACGUGGCCGCGCCCGCCGUCCCCGACCGCUCGGACUGGCUGCCGGGCCCCAUCUCGUUCGGCUCCGACCCCGAGGUCUGGCUCGAGGUGGCGGACCCGUGCAAGGAGGACGUCUACUGGCUCAUCUGGAACCUGCUGGCGGGCAAGCAGUACCGGGGCUUCCGCUGCGGCGUCGGCUUCGGCCUCAACCGCGACGACCCCGGCACAGACGAGUUCCGCCGCCUGGUGGCCGAGAAGAACCCCUUCACCUCGCCGUCCAUGGCUGCGCGCACCCAUUCGGCAAACUGCUAA
Molecule: messenger RNA, 1707 nt
Organism: Thyridium curvatum
Lineage: Eukaryota; Fungi; Ascomycota; Sordariomycetes; Thyridiales; Thyridiaceae
Exons: 3
Coding region: 1-1707 (568 amino acids)
Source: RefSeq, a predicted model, not a curated record